GCUUAAAAUCUCGCAGCUUCGGAUUUACGUGGGAGUUGUUUACUCCUUUCCUACUGCUCGGAUGCGCAUAGGUACCUAGAGAAAAGAGACGAGCAGAUACACGAAGCCGUCAAUAAACAAGAGCCACAAGGAAGUUUGCCGAAAUAAACAAUCUCGAUCUAGUCAUCAGAAGUAUAACCGGCCAAGAUACAGUAUUCAAGAUGAAGUUCUCCGCACUAGUUACUACUACCCAGAUACUCCUCCUUAGCGCGCAACGCGUCCUCGCGAACGCAUCCGCCAACGUGCUUCAAGCCGCCAGCGAUGACGAUGACGAUAACGCCUACAUCGCAUCGGUAUGUUCUCCCGCCAAGGCUCCCGACCAGUCGGACCCGGCGCCGUGCGUAGAAAUCCAGAUAAUCGAGACAGCGUGUCUACCCAACGGGACAUCUCCCCUCGCUCUUGAGGCACACGCGCAGUGCCUCUGCGGCGGCAGUUACUUUGCAGAGUGGCUCGGGUGCCGCCGGUGUCUACUAGAGCACGGCGCUCUGUCGCAGCGCAACUUCAGUUACUUUUCCGAAGUACUCUCUAGUGCUAGCGAGAAGCUAUGCGAAGGCACGCCGACGGCGGCUUUCGCGACUUUGUUCACCGAGGCGCAGGCUGGCGUCCCGGAACCUACGACGGGAGGUACGGCGUUCAGCGACGCUAAGAGCGGCGAUGCAGCUGUGAGCUUGUAUUACACGGCUAGUGGUCUCCAAGGCCCGGGUCCUAUUACGGGGAGCGCAACAGCGGCUACGGUGGAAACUCCGGAUUCGAGUUCUUCGGAGGCGACGGCGACGGAUGGGGUUUCUCAGAACGGGGGGGCUACUUCGCCUACUAAUACACCAUCAGCGACAUCUUCAAGCUCCAGCAAUAUCGCGGUUCAGACGGGAGCGCCCGUGAACGGAAAGGGUGCGAUCUUCGCAGCAGCGGUAGGCGGUGCGUUAGUGGCUGUCUUAUAAGAGGGUUCACGAUGCAAGUACCGGACAUAUAAUGUAUAAUGGAUAUAUCUAAUCUACCCAUUUAAUAUAAUAUCCAUCUGUCUAUCUGCCUCUCGUCAAAAACGAACAUCGACAAUAGGGAGCAAAGCACAUCUUACCUAAGAAACAUGCUCAAGGCAAUAUAUUUAAACCCGGCCAAGCCCACCUUAGCCCAAUGGCGCAAUCUACGCAUAUAUUACUGUAACGACCGAAACCAGACUUGUCUCCUCUUUCGACUUAGUUAAUGAGACUCCAUACCUUACCUUAUAUAGCCUACCACCCAUCCAACCUACCUUGAUGGACACCUUGCUGGCCAGCUUUUUCCCCUUUGGCCAAUCACACCACCCCGCCUGUCCCAAACAAACCCCAGACAACGCCUACCUAAGCCUAAACGAGUCGCGGAUCCGGCAAAGUGACUGUUGGAUCAUGAUUCCCGCAAGGAGAAGCGG
Molecule: messenger RNA, 1444 nt
Organism: Daldinia vernicosa
Lineage: Eukaryota; Fungi; Ascomycota; Sordariomycetes; Xylariales; Hypoxylaceae
Exons: 1
Coding region: 201-977 (258 amino acids)
Source: RefSeq, a predicted model, not a curated record